This is a messenger RNA of Megalopta genalis, 834 nucleotides long. The record is from RefSeq and is a predicted model, not a curated record. NCBI's taxonomy places the organism in Eukaryota, Metazoa, Arthropoda, Insecta, Hymenoptera, Halictidae.
CACAUCGAUUAACGUCUACACUUUGCGUAUCGUCUUAUGAUCGACGACAGAAACCUACGACGACCAUACGAACACCCUACACAGUGAGCAACUACAAGUCUCCAUUAUCCAUACAAACUGCAAACAGCGUUUGUAGGACGGAGUUAAAUUUAUCGUGUCUGAUACCGUACAUCAAGAAGGGUCGUGAAAUGCGAAUAGAACGUUCUGUCAUGUAUAAAACACCCCAUAGAAAUGAUUCCCUUGAUCGAUCAACAAAAACCGCCCAACUAAAGACCAGAAAUUUGUCCAAUGUUAGACAACACCUUUUUAGCAGAGACAGUAUCAGUUCUCAAGAUGAUAUUUGCUUGGCCGAAGAAAGUAUUAACUUGACAGAUAUUUUGGAAAAGUUUGUAACUUCUUGCGCGACUUUAAAUACGACUAUAUCGAAAUCCCAUUCCGACAAAUCACACGACGAUGCGUCGAACAAAAGUAAAAUGUCGAUUACAAGAAUGACAAAGCCAUCGGUUGAAUCCAUUGAAAUUCAAUCGGAAAUAACAACUCGUCAAAUAGAUCAAUGUUCGAUCGGAGGAGGAGACGGGCCAUCGAUCGUUGAAACGUCAAAAAGUUACGGCGAUGUUUCAAGGCUUAAUCACGCUGCAGAAGUAACGUAAAAGAAAUUAUUUGGAGAUUAAGCAUAUAUAUAUGUCAUGUCGGGUUUUUAUGAUGUAGCAAGAACUUAAUGACUUAUUUUGUCAAGUUCCGAUUUCAGUGUACUCUUCGGAACAAAAAAUGUGAAAUAUAGUUAUUUGCAUUUAAAUCGUUAAAAUAAAAUGGCCUACAAUAUUUCUUAUAAAA